CGGCUGAGCUGCGAGGAGGCGGCGCGGCUGCUGCUGGACGCCUAUGAAUACAGAGGUUUGGUCAAACACACAGGAGGCUGUCACUGCGGAGCCGUCCGCUUUGAGGUCUGGGCUUCAGCAGAUCUGCAUGUUUUUAAUUGCAAUUGCAGCAUUUGCACAAAGAAACAGAACAGACACUUCAUUGUCCCAGCAUCGCGUUUUAAGCUGCUGAAGGGUGCUGAUAAUUUGACAACAUACACCUUCAACACACAUCGUGCCCAGCACACAUUCUGCAAGACCUGUGGUGUACAGAGCUUUUAUACUCCUCGUUCUAAUCCAGAUGGUUAUGGAAUAGCUCCCCAUUGUCUGGAUGAUGGCACCGUGCAGACCAUUGUCACAGAGGAUAUCAAUGGCAAGGAGUGGGAGAAGGCAGUGAAGGAGCAUAAGACCAUCAGAGACAUGUCAAAACCCUGACGUACCCUUCCAGCAGCUGAACUUGGAGCACUGCAGUGGAACUGUAGUCUGGGCUUUCCUGGGUGAGGGUUGGCAAAAUUGAUCUCUACAUUAUUGUUACCUGUUUUCCAUUUCUUAAAUAAAUCUUUCUAUGCUGCCUGACCCAUUCAUUUGUGACUUUCAAAGUACCUCUCUGUUCCAUAAAACAGCCCAGGGCUGCUAUUUGGUACUUUGCCCUUAACUGGGCUAAAGUUUAAAUCACAAUAAACACAGCAAAGUACAAAAAACCCCCAACUAAUCUUUGCUUGUAUAGAAACUUCCUGUGUUUCAAGUCUGUCUUAUAAAGAUAAUAAUAUAAGAUAAUCUCUUGCUUAGGACACAAUACUAACUUUCACUUUUUUCUCCAUUGACUUCAAUUAAUUGACCAUGGAUUUAGCGUUAAAAGGGAUUUAAAAGAGCUUAUCAGGCUCAAGUUCAGUAAAGCAUUUACACAGGUGCUUAGCUGUAUGCAAGAGAGGGACCACUGAAGUUAUUCAUGUGAUUAAAUACUGUUUUGCUUAAGCCUGGACUUACUCAUGGUCCUAAGGCUGAGUAGGCAUAUGCUUAGGCACUGACUCACAGCUGGGGAACAGAGUUCAACACUGUCAUACUCUUACGUAUGCCCACAUCCAUACAAUGGACACGUACUUUGGUACAACCAGGAACUCGUUUGUUGUCUUCAGGAGGAGGAUGUGCUGUCAGCAACAGAUCAGGCAGUUUGGUCUCUGAUCUUGUUUAUGCAAUGACUAGCUAUGGAGAUCCAGGAAAUUUGCCUCCUGCCGAUGGGAGCCCACAUUAACGAGUGCAAAGGCCUACAGAAAUUUUGACUAUUGCUGACUUUGCUCCACCAUGACCCCACAGAAACACAAAUCACUAGUAAAAUCUCUGUAUAGACCAAGAAAUGAAACCACUGAAAGCUGCUUCACUUACCUUUA
This is a messenger RNA of Egretta garzetta (little egret), 1406 nucleotides long. It is a transcript of the gene CENPV, whose product is annotated as centromere protein V. The record is from RefSeq and is a predicted model, not a curated record. Gene Ontology annotation, molecular function: carbon-sulfur lyase activity. Lineage: Eukaryota; Metazoa; Chordata; Aves; Pelecaniformes; Ardeidae. The annotation marks the transcript as partial. The transcript is spliced from 5 exons.